Molecule: messenger RNA, 2305 nt
Organism: Prunus persica (peach)
Lineage: Eukaryota; Viridiplantae; Streptophyta; Magnoliopsida; Rosales; Rosaceae
Exons: 1
Coding region: 827-2104 (425 amino acids)
Source: RefSeq, a predicted model, not a curated record
AGUGAAUCUCCAUUUAUUAACUUUUGAGUCUUUAAUAGUGUAGAUGAUGAGAUUAAUAUUCAACCAUUUUAUAAUAUGAAAUUAAGGACAAUCAUGAUUGUAAUGAAUGGAUUAUUAAUCAAUAUGAAAUGAUAUUAUGAAGUAGGCUAAAUCGAGUAGUUAGUAUCGUAUUAACUUAUUAACCGAUUAGCGCUUGAGCCCCCUAAUUCAAAUUAUUUUAUAAAAUUUUGUGAAGGGCCCCUUCUAAUGCAAAUUCCUGGCUGCGCCACUGCCUAUAGCAACUUGGUAAUGUGUGUGAAACACCCCCUCCUUUUGUCGUUUAGACUAUCGGUUCGCUUGUAUUAAUAAAAUAAAAAAUAAAAUAAAAGAUAAAAUUAUAAAUAAAACAAAACACAUAUUAAAGCCUAACUGUUAAUAAUGGAUCCAACAUAAGAUCCAGCCCAAGCCCAUGAAUAAAGCCCCCGAAAACGGUUGGACCCAAUUUUAAACACGUUAAUGCGUUAUAGGUUUUUUCCCGGCAAACCGUUGGUCUCUCCACCUUCAGCUUUACACGAGCGGCAUAGUCUCUUUCGUCAUUUUCUGUACCCAAUAGAAGUGUAGGCAAGCUUUUGAUCUUGGCUCUCCUGUGCUUGCAUCUUACCUGUUUUAUUGCCGAGUAAGCCGUCUCAAAUGGUUGGUCGUUCAGUUCAUAUUUGAAAGCAACAAAUUGCACGCCAUGUGUUCGAUGUAUUGUCUUACCGAAUUCAAUGCCCUUUUACUAUUGCAGUUUUAACUUCGGAGCGUCAACUUGAAGGGUUAUUUGAGGUUUUUUUUUUCCGAGGUCACAAUGGCCUGUAGACAUGUAGACAGGUUAAUACAUGGUGCAAGGCAUCUAAUGGCUAAGCGAAAGGGAGCUGUCCAUUUGAAUGGGAUGCUACAUCAUUGCUCAGAGGAGUCUCAUGGAGAGCCUAUGCCCCGAGAAUGGUAUCAAAAGGAAUUCCCCAAGUUAACAAAACUAUCCCAAUUGUUAAAAAAUGUCGAUUUGGUUGAUGGAAGGCUUGUUAACAUCAGUGAUGGUUCAAUUAUCAUGGAUGACCGUAUUGAACACAGAAUGCUUACUUUCAAGUCACUUGCCAGGGAAUUUAUUGGUUCUCCAUUAGUUCAGCAAACGUUAAAGAAUGAUGUCGUGGCGUUGUCAGGUGGUAGAAUCUGUAAUCAAUUUGUGUGUUUCAGUAAACCAAAUGAAAGAGAGCCCAUGGUUGUAAAAACACUCUCCGUAGUAAGUGGCUUUCUGAACAUCACUGCUCAACAAAGACAGUCAGUACGUGUUACAUUAUCUCCACAGAUUACACAGCACCGCAUAUGGACUGGGACGCUUGAGGAGGUACUGAAUGGAUUGAAAUCUGAGUUGGAAUAUUUAGAUCAUCGGUGCCCAAGCAAAGGGACGAAGAUGGGACAGCAGAUAGUUGCUAGCUGUCUGAAGUUCUUGGCUGACACAUCCACAUCCAUUUCAUAUGAACAUGAUUGCUCUUCAUGGACGCGCCUAUCGCCUGCAAAAGUUACAGACUCUUCUGGUUUGCAAAAAUGGGAAGAUGUUCUCGAGAUGUUCAACGACCUCAUUGAUUGUUUGAAAAAUGAAAGGGAGUUACUUCUUUACGUAGCGAAGCUUAAGGUCUUGAAAGAGGGGCUGUCUCAGAUCAAGGAUGUGUUGACUGAUAGAAAUAUAGGACACAAGGAAGUUCGGCAUCAAGAAAGCCUAGUGCAGAAGAAGCUGACAAAGACAUUGGGUCAUUCGUCCAAGUGCCUGUUCACACUUAUGUUAUAUUACCUCUUUGGGCAUGUUAGAGAUAUUGAAGUGGACGUACGUGGCGGCAUUUAUAGCAGCGGUAGUGAGAACGAUUUCUGCUUGUGCAUGGGAAGGAUUGUGACUUCAGAUGAGGAGGAGAUGGUUUGGAGCGGGGUGAGGCAGUUGGACAGGGCUCUUGGACUUUUCAAGUUUGUAUGGGAAACAGCAGGGAUGAAAGGAGCUUUACAACUGCAAGGGCAUAUAUGGUGCGUAGGGGCUGAAGGCAGAACACUUACAUAUAGAGGAAACACAUUUUUCGUCCAUGGGAUUCAUGUUUGACGAACACUUGUCUUAGAAUAUGAGUUCAACUGCAAGGGCAUAUAUGGUGCACGGGUUUUCUAUUUUAUUUGCAGCUUCAUCAAUUCCUUCCAUUUUCCUCCUGAUCAUCAUGCGCGGUGAUUCAAAUAUUUCAUAAUGAACAUUGAAAUGAGAUGCUACAAGCAAACUUAUGAAAAGAAACAGAAUAUACCAAAAAGACAA